Molecule: messenger RNA, 3886 nt
Organism: Haliaeetus leucocephalus (bald eagle)
Lineage: Eukaryota; Metazoa; Chordata; Aves; Accipitriformes; Accipitridae
Gene: USP6NL
Product: USP6 N-terminal like
Exons: 15
Coding region: 173-2695 (840 amino acids)
Source: RefSeq, a predicted model, not a curated record
CGCCGGUCCCAGGGUAGCAAGCAGGGAAGCGCCGCUGGGGAGGAAGGCGGACGGAGGCCCCGGAAGGAGGAGGAAGCCGAGCAAAGGACAUGUAUACCUCUGAGAAACCUUCUCCAACAAGAUACCUUGCUUCAAGACCUGUCUUGGAUUAUAUGCAAAGAAGUUUCCAGUCAUGAGUGCAGAUGCCGAGCAGGAUGCUGCUAUCAAACUUGCCCAAGAACGAGCAGAAAUAGUUGCCAAGUAUGACAGAGGACGGGAGGGUGCGCAGAUUGAACCAUGGGAAGAUGCUGACUAUCAUCUUUACAAAGUCACAGAUAGAUUUGGGUUUCUACAUCCAGAGGAGCUUCCUGUCCAUGAUGCAGCGAUAGAAAAGCAAAAGCACCUUGAAAUUGAAAGAACUACAAAAUGGCUUAAGAUGCUGAAAAGCUGGGAAAAAUACAAGAAUAGUGAAAAGUUUCAUAGGAGAAUUUAUAAAGGAAUCCCACUGCAGUUCAGAGGACAAGUCUGGUCUUUACUACUUGAUGUCCCUAAAAUGAAAGAAGAAAUGAAAGACACUUAUAAUAAAUUGAAGUGUCAAGCACGAGGGUCUUCGCCAGAUAUUAGGCAAAUUGAUCUUGAUGUAAAUCGAACGUAUAGAGAUCAUAUCAUGUUUCGAGACAGAUAUGGUGUGAAGCAACAAUCUUUAUUCCAUGUUUUAGCUGCAUAUUCCAUAUAUAAUACGGAGGUUGGAUACUGUCAGGGAAUGAGCCAGAUCACAGCUUUACUCCUUAUGUACAUGAAUGAAGAAGAUGCCUUCUGGGCCUUGGUGAAACUUCUCUCUGGUCCAAAGCAUGCUAUGCAUGGUUUUUUUAUUCCUGGUUUUCCAAAACUGUUGAGGUUUCAAGAACAUCAUGACAAAAUACUGAAAAAAUUUUUGUCCAAACUUAAGCAGCAUUUGGACUCCCAGGAUAUGUCCACUAGCUUUUACACAACAAAGUGGUUUUUCCAGUGUUUCCUUGAUCGUACUCCCUUUACAUUAAGCCUCAGGAUAUGGGAUAUCUACAUACUUGAAGGAGAGCGGAUUCUCACUGCUAUGUCUUACACAAUUCUGAAACUACACAGAAAGCAUCUGAUGAAAUUACAAAUGGAAGAGCUUGUAGAAUUUCUGCAGGAGUCUUUAGCCAAGGAUUUCUUCUAUGAAGAUGACUUUGUAAUAGACCAGCUCCAAAAUUCUCUAUCAGAAUUGAAACGGGCAAAGCUGGAUUUACCAGUAGCUGGUAAAGAAGAUGAAUUUCCAAAGAAGCCAUUGGGGCAGAUUCCAUCAGGACCUCAGCCUGCUAUGCUUAACUCCACUCCAGUGCUUAAUGGACAGAACAGCACUGGUACACAAACAACAAGGACAGAAAGGAGACCAUCCCCAGAAGAAGAACCAGAAAGUUCACCAAAUAACCGAAAAAUAAUUAAUUCACUGGAAAAGAAACCUUCCGUAAAACAGCAGAAGACUCGACCAAUAGAGGCACAAAGUAGUAUGCCUAAGAAUGAGGUAGAUACCAGAAGAAAGCCUCAGCCAACAGAGCAAGACAACUCGAGACAGUAUAAUAAUGCAGCUGCUAAUCAAAAUUCUAAUGCUACUUCAAAUACAAGAAAGGAAUUUGUACCUAGGUGGAAUAAACCGUCUGAUAUCAAAAUAAUUGAAAAGACAAUGAAACUUACUGCAGAGGUGAAAGGAAGGCCAAUAAACCAUUUGGUUUCAGGCCCACCACAAAAUCCUGGAGAAACGCAGCCUUUGAAUGUAAAGCAAAAGAUGAGGGUUUUGGAUGCUGAUGAAGGUAAGCGAGGGUCUAAUGCAUCUCAGUAUGACAAUGUUCCAGAAGUUGAUAAUGAGAGUGAGAAUCUUGUUGAAGAGACACUUGAGAGAGCUCGUCCGCAGAGCCCUAGGCAUGUAACAUACUCUAAUAGUCCAAGAAAGCAAACUGAAAAAGUACCAGCUCCAUUAAAAAUACCCAAUAAUUACGCCUUCACUUCACAACCCAGAUCUCCAAAAUAUUCAUCGCAAUCUGAUGGAUCACCUCAUGGAUUGAAUGUAAAACAGCCACUGCCAUGUUACAGUAAUCCACCUACUUACCAUGGAAAUUCUCCAAAGCAUGUUUCCAGUAUAGGCAAUACAAGUUCUGUACCUCUACAUUAUCAUGGGAAUCGAACCAGCUCUUCUGGUAGGCCAUAUGGUUCUUUUAUUUCAGUAGAUUAUUCUCCGGAUAAGCUACAAAUGAAUUCCUAUCCUGCCAGUCGCCAAAAUCCCCUUUCACCAACCCCUGGUCAGAUAGAAGUAGCCCCUGUCGAUGCUUAUACCAGCAACUCAAGGUCUCCCACAGGUGUCAAAUUCAUAAUCCCUCCAGUGGAUUAUUUACCAGAAGAUAGAAAGUGGCCAGAUGCUGCAUAUAUUUACAGACAUGAACCCUACAGGCAGCCCUGGGGCCAAGAUGUUAACAAAGGCCACUUGGAUAAUUUCCAGAAAUAUCAGCAUUUUCAGUCAGCACCUUUUCAAGACCAUAGUCUUCCUCCUGCUUCUGUGGAUGGUCCAAUAAGAUACAGGACUUCACCAACCUUUGAAGAGCAUGGUUCACCACAAUACCAAUUUUCAAGCCCGUCAGCUCAAGCCCAACACUAUCGAAAUAGAAAUGAUGGAUUGUCUAUGCAUGAAUCUGUGCUUCUCUGAGAAUCUCUCUAUACUUAGUAAAAUGGCAAGAACCAAAACCAGUUAAACAUUACUGUGUUAGUAGUAGUCCACCUCAGUUCUUCUCUGAAAUGCGGACAGUUUACAUGGGUCUCAGAAAUAACAACACUAUUUCAAAGAUGUUUCAGACUUUCAUUGAAGGCUAGUUGAGUUCUUAGACUUGCAUUGAAGCUAUUGAAAGUGAUCUGAUGCACAUAGACAUAGCAAUAAGAUCAUAUAGACAAUAUGGUUAAUACUGUCAUUGUUCCUUACAUUUAAAUAAUCUGUGUUACAAUCUUUCUGCCUAAAACAUGUAACACAUUUACAAGUUUUAUUUUGACUGACAUUGUUAAUGCACUGUAUAGAUGUGUGCGUGCGCGCGUGUGAGUGUGCACUUAUAAUACACAAAUGCAUAUGGCAGAGAGCUAGAGUUUAAAUGUAAAUGCGUUUAACUUUGGGCAAAGCUUGUGAAGUACUUUUAUUUCAUAUUAAUUUUUCUUUGUAAUUUAUUUGAGAAGUCAUUCAUUUUGAAUGGGAAUUUCUGUCGUUUUUAUACAGCUGCCUCAGCAUCCCAGUAUCUGUUCUGGGCAGGAGAGAUGCUUUGGGAUUAUUAAUUUAAUCUUAUGUGAGGGUUAAUUUCCUCUCCUUUGACUACUGUUUGUCGUUUUCCUCAGCAAGAAGGAGCCAGGCAGGCAAAAGCAGAAGGCCAAAAAUGUCUCUCUAAUCUGGCUAAGAAAUGGUGCUUAAAAUUCAGGGCAGUGUUUAGUUUUUUAUUUGCAUUGAAAGUGGAGAAUUUUUACCUUCUCACCCAAAUCUACCUUCAGAAUGUCGUCCUAUAUGCAAAGUAUUGGAGCACAGUGAGAGUAAUGCCAGAUACAGAAAUGGUGCUGCACUCUUCACUUUUUGUCAUGCUGCGCUGUCAAACUAAACAAACUGGUUGCAGGGCCAAAUCUCACAGGUAUCAGAGCUCGUUGAUGCUCUUGUGAAGUACAUGCAGGAGUCUGAGAUUUGAUCAAGGCUUGAUAUUCCCUGAGCCGUGUGAGUAUGCAGUGUCCCUUCUCUUAAGCUUUGUCAUGUCAAUUCCAUUUUGUUUUGCCCUUUUUUACCCCAAAGAGCCGGUAGGUUCAUGUCUGUGAUUGGACAUGUGCUGCUGUGCUAUCAGGCUGCUGAGAGACUGCGGUGUUUUACACUAAA